AUGCCCAACAAGUUCUACCAUGGCCGAACUGGGCGUGUAUGGAACAUCACCAAGCACGCUAUUGGCGUGGAGGUUAACAAGCAGGUUGGGAACCGCAUCAUUAAGAAGAGGAUUCAUGUUCGUGUGGAGCAUGUCCAGCCCUCUAGAUGCACUGAGGAGUUCAGAAAUAGAAAGUUAAGGAACGAUAAGCUCAAGGCCGAGGCCAAGUUGAAGGAUGAGGCCAUCAGCACCAAGAGGCAGCCAGAGGGUCCCAAGCCAGGUUUCAUGGUCGAAGGAGCUCAGUUGGAAACUGUCACCCCCAUUCCUUAUGAUGUUGUCAACGAUCUUAAGGGUGUCAACUCUAUAUUCGCUCAGGUUAUUACUCUUGAGGAUGUAAUAAAGGGAAUGAAGAUCAUGAGGGUGACUUUGAUAUAUUUGUCACAUCUUGAUCACGAGGACACGAAAAAGCUGAUGCUAAAGAAGCUAAGCAAACAAUAA
Messenger RNA from Humulus lupulus (European hop), 477 nucleotides. Its product is annotated as large ribosomal subunit protein eL21x/eL21w-like. Gene Ontology annotation, molecular function: structural constituent of ribosome. Lineage: Eukaryota; Viridiplantae; Streptophyta; Magnoliopsida; Rosales; Cannabaceae. Gene Ontology annotation, biological process: translation. The transcript is spliced from 5 exons. Gene Ontology annotation, cellular component: ribosome; cytosolic large ribosomal subunit. Bases 1 to 477 code for a protein of 158 amino acids. The record is from RefSeq and is a predicted model, not a curated record.